Clonostachys solani is the source of this 2289-nucleotide messenger RNA. The record is from the annotation of a GenBank genome assembly. NCBI's taxonomy places the organism in Eukaryota, Fungi, Ascomycota, Sordariomycetes, Hypocreales, Bionectriaceae.
AUGCCACCUGGACGAGCACCGGAAGCGCAGUGGCCUCCUCGAUCCCCGCGCGAUGCCUUGUUAAGCACACCCAGCGGCCGAAGUCGGUACCAGAAAAUGCUUAGCGAAACAUCUCCAUCCUCUCCGUCAAGAAAACUCCAAAGAGCUGUAUCGCCCUCUCCUGGAGAUGCCAUGGAUCUUGACGACGACGACGACGAGGAGACGUUGCAGCUGAAACUUCAGGAACUACAAGCCAAACUGAAGCUGAAGAGAUUGCAGAAUGUCAAGGCAAGAGCCUCUGGCUUAGCUGCUACACAACAAAGGACCCAAGAACUACGUUCGGGUUUUCUAGGGGAGCAUCGACAAAGCCCAACUGGAACCAUGGUAUUCGGGGGGUCCAUCCAACCAACGCCACAGGAUGAGGUUUUAGUGCCGGUAUCACCAAUACGGAGGCGUCAAGAACCUCCAGCCCAGACAUCACCGAGACGGGUUCAGUUGGGCAUCGACAAAGGGCUGAAAGCCCGUGAUGUGUCACUCAAAAGGGCUCCAGUCUUCAAGCGACAGAAAAUCGGCAACGAGACGGGCCAGUCAGAUGGCUAUCUACGCACCUCGAGAUCAUCAUAUGUCUCUGACGGAUCAAUCUCAAUACCCGCACGGCCAUUAAGCUUCAGUGAAAGAUUAGCCGGGGCGAGGUCACAAGAAGUCCAGGAUGCUGAACGGAGACAACAAGUUCAAACAUCUCGCAGCGAGUCUUUUGGCAUUGGAAGAGAGGAGAUGGAGAAAUACAAAAGCUCUGCCAUUGACAUCCCUGAUGUACCCAUGAAAGCUCCUUCUUUUAGUAGAGAUGAGGUGAUGUCGAAGAGAUGGAGUACUUCGGGCAGUCUUAAACGAAGCAACACAACGACAGGGGUCAUUUCGGAGACGAGAAAGGAGAGAAGACUUGCAGACUCAAAGGAUAUGUCAUCGAACAAUUCAGAAAGUGAACCGGCAUCAUUCGAAGCUUUCUCUGGGUAUCACCUCUCACGACGAAUCCUGCCACACACGGUACUUGCGCGGCAUAUCUCUGGGAAAAAGGUCAUGAGCGUAAAGGACUUAUUGCGAAGUGUCAAGGCGCCGGACUUUUCUCUUCCUGAUGUUGAGCAGGAUAUAGUCGUUUUUGGCAUAGUGGCUAAGAAGUCGGAACCGAGAGCACACAAAGCGGCUCCCGCGAAAAACGGCUUGAAACCCGAGGAUCGGGGGAGCUACAUGGUUCUUAACAUUGUCGACCUCGAUUACGAAGUCGAUUUGUUUCUUUUCAACUCGGGCUUUGCCAGAUUCUGGAAGAUAACUGAGGGUACUGUGGUCAGCAUUCUCAACCCUAACAUCAUGCCCCCGCCCCCCGGAAGACAAGAUACUGGACGAUUUAGCUUGGUGAUCAAUUCUGACCAGGACACCAUCCUCGAAAUUGGAAUAUCCAGAGAUUUGGGCUACUGCCAGACUGUCAAAAAGGAUGGAAAGCCUUGUGGAGCAUGGGUUAAUAAGAAGCGAACACACUUCUGCGAGUUUCAUACCAAUGAAGCAGUGCAAAAAUCCAAAACAUCGAGGAUAGAAAUGAGCACCGGGAGUGGGUUCGGCUCUGGCGAGAAGAAGAAAUUUGCCAGAUAUGCACCAAAUGCGAGCCAGACGAAGCAGGCCCCCGCCAACUACGAUUGGGAGACCAAGACACGGUGGUUUAUUAGCCGGUCAAUGAGCUCCUCUGAUCUCAUUGACGGGAAAGACCAAGCGAUAGACCGGAAAGAAAAGGAGGCACAGCUGCAGCGAAGCUUGGCAGCCAAGGAAAGAGAGCGUGACAUGAUGAAGAAGCUGGGGCGCAUCGGAGGCGGUGCUGGGAAGGAGUACAUGCAACUCUCUGCGAAAAGAACACCUGGGGCGAGAGUCUCUCCAGCGUCGUCAGCCUACAUGAGAACGGCCCCUAGCGCCAGUGAACAGACCCAGUCAGCUCUUGAGUCUCUCGGUCUACAGAAUAAGGAUCGUGAAAUUCACCUCAGCCCCAUAAAGAGAAAGCGGCCGAUCAGCUCCCAGGCAGGAUCCGUGGGCAGCUCGUCUUCCUCACUUGGUUGGGGUGCUGGUCUGAAAGAGAAGCUGGCAAGGAUGAAGGAGGGUGAGAAGCUACGGAACAAGGCUGAGGGGCAAAACUUAGUCGAGAAGCAGACUCGAUUUGUGACCGAGAAAGGAAUUCGCUUAGCUGGGCGGGAAAGUAUAGGGAAUUUGUCAGAGAGACAAAUCACACUCGAUGACGACGACGAUGAUGAAUUGAUCAUUGUAAAAUGA